This is a messenger RNA of Spea bombifrons (plains spadefoot toad), 2880 nucleotides long. RefSeq names its product piwi like RNA-mediated gene silencing 2 (gene PIWIL2). Gene Ontology annotation, biological process: regulatory ncRNA-mediated gene silencing. The record is from RefSeq and is a predicted model, not a curated record. Lineage: Eukaryota; Metazoa; Chordata; Amphibia; Anura; Pelobatidae. The transcript is spliced from 22 exons. Bases 1 to 2835 code for a protein of 944 amino acids. Gene Ontology annotation, molecular function: piRNA binding; protein binding. Gene Ontology annotation, cellular component: P granule.
AUGGAUCCCCCCAGGCACCCGUUUAGGGGCUCUCCCUUACGCCUCCCUUUUGGCCUUGACUCUAAGGAAGAGGCGUCCCAUGAAAGACCUGUCCCUCUAACAAGAGGCCGCGCAAUUGGAACAGCUUCUCCACCAUCUUCUGACCCCUCUCAAAAGAGCCCAGUGGACACGAGGACUGUGCUGCCUCAUCUCUUCCGUGGACUGGGGUUUGAAACGAAACCUCCUGCUGUCCCUGGCAGAGGGAUGCACGUCAUGGGCAGGGGGAUCCUUGCUACUCUCAAUUUGGGAGAGGGUGAUGGCCGACUCUCUUCACCUCCUCCUGCUCAUAAAGUGACUACAUUGCCCGAAGCUAUGGCAGCUGGUGAUGAUGGUGGGAGAGUGACAACUGGAAGAGCCAGAUCCUCAAUCCCUCCCGUGGGUGCGGAAAUGCCGCCUGCCCACCGUGGCAGGGGUAUUAUGAGUGCGCAAAUAUCUCCUCCCUCAAGUGUUGAACAAAAAGCUGUGGAGAGUCCUACCCUGGAGGUGACCGUGCAGAAAGAGGAGAGGAGAGAACCACUUGACAAGCAGGGCUGCAAAGGGAUGCCUUGUCCACUUGGUCUGAACCUCGUUAAGAUCUACUGCAAGAAUGAGGCUGUGUAUCAGUACCAUGUCUCCUACACUCCCAAUGUGGAGUGCCGCGGUAUGCGAUUUGGGAUGAUGAAGGAUCAUCGCUCUGUAACAGGAGAGGUUUCUGCCUUUGAUGGAUCCAUUCUUUACCUACCUGUUAAACUAGCACAGGUAGUGGAACUGGAGAGUGAACGGCGGACUGAUGGACAGAAGAUCAAAAUCACCAUUCAGAUGACCAAGAUCUUGGAUCCCAGUUCCGACCUUUGCAUUCCCUUCUACAAUGUAGUAAUUCGGAGGGUGAUGAAAAUCCUUGACAUGAAACUGGUUGGCAGGAAUUUCUUUGACCCGUCGAGUGCUACUGUGCUGCAGCAGUACAGGCUUCAGGUGUGGCCAGGAUUUGUUGCCAGUAUACGCAGAACAGACGGGGGUCUUUUCCUCCUAGCAGAUAUCACCCACAAGAUAAUCCGCAAUGAUUCUGUGCUGGACAUCAUGCAUGUCUUGUACCAGCAGAACCCAGAAAACUUCCAGGAUGAAGUGACAAAGCAGCUUCUCGGCAACAUAGUAAUUACUCGAUACAACAACCGCACCUACCGCAUUGAUGACAUUGAGUGGAGCAAGAGCCCCAAGGAUACGUUCACCAUGACAGAUGGAACCAAUAUCACCUUCCUAGAAUAUUACAGUAAGAACUACGGUAUCACCGUGAAAGAAGAGGACCAGCCUUUGCUCGUUCACAGGCCUAAAGAAAGGAAGGUUGCGCAGAGCAAAAUACAAGGGGUAGUGCUCCUUCUCCCUGAACUUUCUUUUAUGACUGGGAUUCCUGACAAAAUGAGAAAAGACUUUCGGGCAAUGAAGGAUUUAACCCAGCAGAUCCAUCUGAGCCCGAAGCAGCACUACAUCUCAUUGGGAAAGAUGCUGAAGAGAAUCGAGACCAGUGAACAGGCACAAACAGAACUUCAGCGCUGGGGCUUACAGCUAGACUCUGACAUACACAUGACAUCUGGCAGGGUCCUUCCUCUGGAGAAGAUCAACCUGAGAAGCCUGUCCUUUCCACCGGGGGAAGAUCUCAGUUGGACCCGGGAAGUGACGCGCGAGCCUUCAAUCUCUUCGGUCCCUCUACAUUAUUGGGCUAUGCUCUACCCAAAGCGUGCUGCGCCCCAGGCCCGCGAGCUUUUCAGUAUGUUUGCAAAGAUUGCCGGUCCUAUCGGUAUGCAGGUGAACCAACCCAACUGUGUGGAGCUCCGGGACGACCGCAUAGAGACUUACGCCCGGAGCAUCAGGUCGCUGCUGGAUGGCGAGGAUAAAGUACAGCUGCUCGUAUGUAUUAUAUCCGGAAACAGAGAUGACCUGUAUGGUGCCAUCAAAAAGCUGUGUUGCGUCCAGACCCCUGUUCCAUCGCAGGUGAUCAACACAAAAACCAUCUCUCAACCCCAGAAGUUGAGGAGUAUCGCACAGAAAAUCCUUCUGCAGAUGAAUAGCAAACUUGGAGGGGAGCUGUGGAGUGUGGACAUCCCACUUAAAAAUCUGAUGGUGAUUGGAAUGGAUGUUUAUCAUGACCCCAGUCGGGGCCUGCGUUCUGUCCUUGGGUUUGUGGCCAGCAUCAACCAUCACCUGACCCAGUGGUACUCCCGUGUAGUCUUCCAGCUCCCCCAUCAGGAGAUCAUGGACAGCUUGAAACUUUGUCUGGUAGCUGCCCUACAAAAAUUCUACGAGGUGAAUCACCGGCUACCAGAGAAAAUUGUGGUGUAUCGAGAUGGUGUGUCGGAUGGACAGCUGAGUGCAGUUGAGAAUUAUGAGAUCCCGCAGCUGCAAACAUGUUUUCAGACGUUUGAGAAUUACUCUCCACGCAUGGUGGUCAUUGUAGUGCAGAAAAGGGUCAGCACCAACAUGUACUCCACAAGCACAGGGCAGUUUGUCACUCCUGCUCCAGGGACGCUCUUGGAUCACACAGUGACCAAUCGUGACCGCAUUGAUUUCUUCUUACUCUCUCACCACGUGAGGCAGGGAUGUGGGAUCCCAACACACUACAUAUGUGUUCUAAACACCACUAACCUGAGUCCCGACCAUUUACAGAGAUUAACCUUCAAGCUGUGCCACAUUUACUGGAACUGGCCUGGCACCAUCCGGGUCCCGGCUCCGUGCAAAUACGCCCAUAAACUGGCAUUUCUCUCUGGGCAGUUCCUUCACCACGAGCCAUCCAUCCAGCUCUGCGACAAGCUCUUCUUCCUGUGAGCGAGCGGCCUGGUGGACACCAUCCCAGAAGAGAGCGGCCCCCGG